UCAGUUUAUUUUUAUGUUCACGUUACCACAGUGGAACCAUUCAUUGAGUUGGUGUAGAAUAAGUGCUGAGUAGAUUCAUUUAGAAACUGUAUAUGCCUAAUAAGAACUCUACUUAGUUGUGGAUAAUUCCACAUCCAACAUAAAUCGUUUUCUCCACGUUCUUCUGGUCGGGAAAGGAAGAAAGUGACACAUUGACGUCGUCGGACAACGCUCCCUGGUUUAUCAGUGGCGUGGAGCCUAGAGGCAUAUCGAAUCCCUCACAAGUAAUCUCCAGGCAAAUUCAGGCUUCCGGCAGUUCCAGAUCCGGAUACGACGAUCCAUUCAGUGAUUUAAAGUUCCUGGGCUCGAAUAAAUUGUUUGAAGUUGACCCUGGGAUAACUUCGUGUAACGCGUUAUCGGACGGUAUGUCAGUUUCGCAAACGACGGAAAACGUCAAUGACUCUGGAAACGUGCGCGAUAGUGUCGGCGACGCUAGUUCUACGCGUGGAGAACAGGUGGCACCAGAUGUAUUGGAUGAGAAUGGGUAUAGAUCUUUGGAUGUUGCCGAAUCUAUGGAAAAGGAGGAUCCUUCAUCGAAGGGUACAGAUAACCGCUGCAAGAGACACCGAAAGACUGGAGUUUUCGAAAUUGUCAAUAGCUCAACGAAAGAUAAUGAAGUAAAUGAAUCCUUAGGGCUCUCAGAAAAAAAUGAGAACAAAACCGAAUGCAACCACGAUAACCUUCUAGUACCACCAGCAAGUAGCUCUAGCUCAGCAGCAUCGGCGACCAGCGAAGACGAGUCAGAAAAACACGAAUACUUGAAAAACAAUCUCGUGCGCAGGUGCGAAAGUUCAGAUUCUGCUAUUGUACACAGCGAUGAAGAAUUCACUACUGUGCACUCUAACUGGGGUGAGAAGAAUGAGGAAAUAGACGAAUUGCCAUACAGUUAUCCAGUGUUCAGCCCAUACAGUCCCAGAAGAUCAAUAGAUCAAGAGAAUGUUCCCAGCAGAACUAUUCUCGAGUCUCAGUUUGUAGCCUUACCUCUAGAUAGAAAAGCGAGUGACGCCUUUAGCGAGAUCUCCGAUCAGUUUACUUACGAUAGCCGGAGACAGAGCUGUAUUACAGAUGAUGGUGACGAGAUCGCCAAGUACAGAUAUUGGAGAACACCAUCCGUUGUGGUCAGUGACUAUUCCGAUGAUCCCAUGGGGAUUACACUGGAAGAUAUCGAAUACAUCAGAAAUAAGCACAGAGAAAACAGUUCUUCCCCCGAUUCUAGCCUGCACAGUUCCUACAGCAACUUGAAUCUUUACGGUUCCAAUCCGGACACGUAUCAAAAGUUGUCGGAUUGUUCAACAUGUUCGUUCAGUGGCGAUGAAGAUGCUGAUUACCCCACAGAGGAACCUAUCUUUCCAGAAAAUUGGCUCAGACCUGAUCGUAACACCUCAAGAUCUCCGAGCCCCUUGUCACCGAGUCCAUCUGGGCCUCAGAGCUGGUCACCCAACUCACGACGUAGCGGUAGUCCUGUAUCCAGAAGGGGUUCAGCCUGCUCAGGAUAUGAACAGUAUCAGCGCAGCUUGCUUGAGGUGCCAAUUGUUUUGGACUAUGGGGAUACUUCAAGCGACGACUUGAGCUCCGAGUGGGAUUCGGAUGUUCCUGAGUUUACCAAGCCUUCGCCUUGGAGGAAAAUCAGGAAUUUUGUUCAAUGGACACCAUUCUUUCAAACUUACAAGAAGCAGCGGUAUCCAUGGGUGCAAUUAGCAGGUCAUCAGGGAAAUUUCAAGGCAGGUCCAGACCAAGGAACAAUUUUGAAAAAACUCUGUGUUAAAGAGGAAAAAUGUUUCAAGGUGUUAAUGGAUGAUAUCCUCAAACCCUUUGUACCAGAAUAUAAAGGUCUGGUAACCAGUGAUGAUGGGGAAUGUUCCUAUAUUCAAUUACAAGAUCUACUUAGUGAUUUUGUAUCUCCAUGUGUUAUGGACUGUAAAAUAGGGGUACGAACUUAUUUGGAAGAAGAACUUGCCAAGGCUAAGGAAAAACCCAAGUUGAGAAAAGAUAUGUAUGAAAAAAUGUGUCAAAUUGAUAACACUGCACCCACAGAGGAAGAACACAAAAUGAAGGGAGUCACAAAACCCCGAUAUAUGGUUUGGAGAGAAACUAUUUCCUCAACUGCUACUUUAGGAUUUCGAAUAGAAGGCAUAAGAAGAUCCGAUGGUACAUCUAGUAAAGACUUCAAAACAGUUAAAAGCAGAGAACAGGUCAUAAAGCAAUUCACAGAGUUCACCGAGAACUUUCCUCAUGCAGUGCCCAAAUAUAUCCAGAGACUGAAGGCGAUAAAAUCUACAUUAGAGGCAUCCCCUUUCUUCAAAACACAUGAGGUGAUUGGAAGCUCUCUCUUGUUUGUUCACGACAAAUACAAUGCAAAUGUAUGGUUGAUAGAUUUUGCAAAAACUCUUAAAUUACCUGAUGAUAUCACAAUUACCCACAAGGAUAAAUGGAAAGUAGGGAAUCACGAGGAUGGUUACUUGAUUGGUAUCGAUAACUUGAUUUCCAUUUUCAAAUCCAUUUUGGAGAAUUAUCCUGUUCCAGUUACGCCGCCACUUUCUCUGCCUGAUGCUCAUGACAUUGGAACGAGUGAGAACAAGGAAAAUACAUGAUCUGAUAGUCGUGAAAAUUGUUUUCGUUAAUUAAGCCAAACUAUUUCACCUCGAUCACUUGAAAUUCUUCACAAGGCGAUGUGAAACAUUGACUUAAUGCUGCCUUUCUCAAUUUAUGAAAAAAAAAUUACACUUUUUUCACGAUAAAACAUGUUUAAGUUUCUCAAUCGAGAGAAUUCAUAUCAUCGAUUGAAACUUAUAGGAAUAAGUUGGUUGUGAACUAUUAGGAAAUAUAUAGUUCACAGCCACCCAACUUUUAUAAGUUAAUCCCAAAGUAUUUGUUAGGCAAACCGUUCUAUCCUUAAUCACGUGAAUAUUGAUACCAAGGCGAUGUAGAACAUCGACUGAAUAAAGCCUUUCUGAAUUUAUGGAAAAAUCGCGUUUUUCAUGUCGCUUGAAUUUUUCCAAAUUUCCAUAAGCGAUAGUUACUAAGCGCUUUCGUUUUGGCGAUAUUCACCGGUACAGUUAUGGGUUUCUCGCCCCCCUCUGAAUUGUUCUCAAAGAAAACGGUUAUAAUUUGCACAUAAUCUUGCGCAGAAAAUUUGAUGACGGAUACUGAAAUGAAACCGCGAACUAAGUGUUGUCUCUUAUCAACAAAAUUGACAACACCAACAGAAUUCCGCGUAUGAAGAUGUACUACUACUUGAGAUAAUUCGAUUUUUUAGAUAAAUAUAUAGAGGAUUAUGAUUUUUCGAAAAAUAUAGGUGAAAAAUAAUAUAAAAUUUAAUAAAAUUAUUCUCGUACUGGGAGAUUGCAUUUCUAGAGUCCUCUUUUUCUUUCUCAUGGCAUUCCCUAUGUUCGGCGUUAAAGUUUCGUAAUCUGUAUUCUUAGCUGUUUUGAAAUAAUAGCAAUUGUCAUCAAUGUUCGUCCCCUUGUCAAUUGUAGAUAAUCCCAUCGGUAUAAACAUAUUUCAUUUAUGCUGACACCAAAAACAAUUACAGGUAAAGCAUAAUUAAAAAGCUUCGUUUUCUUAUUUUUAUCCGUGAGAAGUGGGAACGGGUCGGAUACUAAAGUCAGUCAAACAGGAUAGGUACUCAAAAUUGAAAAAUCGUCGAACAUUAUGUGGGAAAUGAUCGAGAACCAGCAUUUCGUAAAAAUUUCUCUGGUAGUGUCAUUGGUCAAACAUCAGAAUGUGAAUUUCGCAUCAUAUGUAUAAUCGUAUACGAGUUUCAAAUCGUAAGUUGAAUAUUAACAUAAAAAAGCGAGAAUUGUGCAUGCGAUUUAUCGAAUACAAACAACCGAAGAGAUUUCCCUUGUAAAUGAGCAUUUAAUCGAAAAAUUUUCUACAAUUAUAUUUUUCUGAUUCUGCAGGUCUAUGUAAACAUAACCAAAAUAUGUCAGUUUACGGGCUUCGCGCUCUUGAUGUACAACCCAAUGAUCUCUGAAAGACCUCUUUUAGAGUUCAUUGUGUACAAACUUCUUUUUGGCUGUAUUGAAGAGGCCUCCCCUCUUCAACACAAGGGGGGGUAGCUCGUUCUGGUCGGGGUUCAUGGCCAACUCAAAAAGAACGCUUCUGUGCUCGAGCGGCUGCCCAAACGGUCAAAACGAAAGCAAUUUGUAAAAAUUUUGAAGUUUAGAUAAAAGGUUUCAGUUCCUUAAUCAAGGAUUUAUAUCAUCAAUGAAAACUCAUUCCUAGUAGUUCCCAGCGACCUUGUUUGUACUUUUGUAUAAGUUUAUCAAGUAUUGUUCAUAUUGAACUUGCACACUUGCUGUGAAAUUUGCCCAAUACGUCUGAAUUAUGUAAGAGUUUCUGCCUGUAUUGAUUCUUCUUUUAUAUACAAUAAAUGAUAAUACUUUAUUGGUUAAAACAAUCUUGAAUUGAUGCAAAAUCUAUAUUUAAUUUGGGUAACUCGCAAAUAUAAUGAAACAAUUAAGAACCUUAGGGUACACAAAUAUUUUAUUGUCAUUGUAAAUAGACUAUUUAUUUCUAAUUUAGUUAUUUCUAACAUCCUUUGUUUUUUUUUGUUGUUUCUUGUUUUUUCAAUGCACUGAUUGAAAAUACCUAGUUUUUAUUUCGAACAUAAUUUUAGAAUGAAUAAAUGAAUUUCAGUUUA
This is a messenger RNA of Coccinella septempunctata (seven-spotted ladybird), 4684 nucleotides long. It is a transcript of the gene IP3K2, whose product is annotated as inositol-trisphosphate 3-kinase B. The transcript has 10 exons. Gene Ontology annotation, cellular component: cytoplasm; nucleus. The record is from RefSeq and is a predicted model, not a curated record. NCBI's taxonomy places the organism in Eukaryota, Metazoa, Arthropoda, Insecta, Coleoptera, Coccinellidae. Bases 405 to 2630 code for a protein of 741 amino acids. Gene Ontology annotation, biological process: inositol phosphate biosynthetic process. Gene Ontology annotation, molecular function: inositol-1,4,5-trisphosphate 3-kinase activity; inositol tetrakisphosphate kinase activity.